UGUCUUUGAUUUUAUGAGCAUAAAAGAAGAAACAAAGGAAAAAGAAAGUGGCUUUUUUUGGGUUGCAGUGGGUGUGUGAUUGGAGGGGGAUAUGGAUGUUUUUGUCUAUAUUGUUUGAAGCUUUGGCAAUAUUGAUCAAGGGAAAAGUGUGUUGCUUGGCUUUUCCAUCCAAGCUUCUUCUCCAGUGGGUUUUGGAAUCUUGGUGUUUGGUGUUUCUGACUGAGACAAAUGGGGGGAAUAUUCCAUCACAUAUACCAUUUUGGGGGUUAAGAGGAACCCAAAGUCAAUUCUUGGUGCUUGCUUCUGUUUUCCAAAAACUUCUAAAAACAAUAAUGAUUUUCCCACUUCUGUCUUACUUAGAGUACUUAUUUACAAUCUUGUCCUUCAUCCCUACGUAAUUGCACAUAUGAAUUUGGGACUAAGUGGGGUGGACAAUUUGCCCCUUCUUUUAGGUGCCUUUACAUUUGUAGUUGAAUGAUUUGAAUGAAUCUUUUGCUACUUACCUGUUUGUGUAGCAGAUGAGUUGCACAUAAACAGGUUUGCUACUGUGCAGAUUGUUACUUGUGCUCGAGAGUCAGACUCUUGACGAGUCGCAGCCAUAAGCUUGACUUGCUAUUUGUACAUUUUCAAACCUUGUAUAAAGUAUAGGACUGCAAAGAUAUUACCUACGUCCUUCAGUUUCGUGAUAAAUUUGUCUUAAAAGAGUUUUGAGUUUUAACUCAUAAUUUGAGCAUCGUAAUUGAAAGGAUUUUCUAGCUGCCUCCUGCCCUUUCACAUCUUUUGAAUGGUUCUUCGGAAUAAGGGGAUCUUCUUCAUUGCAAUUGAUGUAAACAAGCCACUUUCAGAUCAAGGACCCUUUGAUGUUGUUUUGCAUAAGUUGUCGGGAAAAGAGUGGUCCGAGGUUAUUGAGGAUUACAGACAAAAACAUCCAGAAGUAACUGUUCUUGAUCCCCCAAAUUCAGUAGAACAUCUAUACAACCGCCAGUCCAUGCUUCAGGAAGUGGCUGAUCUAAACUUGUCUGACUGCUAUGGCACGGUUGGUGUUCCAAAGCAGUUGAUUGUCACUAAAGAUCCAACAUCUAUUCCAAAUGAAGUUGAUAAAGCUGGGCUAAAGUUGCCUCUGGUUGUCAAACCACUGGUUGUGGAUGGUAGUGCCAAGUCACAUGAACUAUUUCUUGCUUAUGACAAAUGCUCCCUCUCAGAACUCGAACCUCCCUUGGUCCUGCAGGAGUUUGUAAAUCAUGGUGGUGUUCUCUUUAAAGUUUAUAUCGUUGGGGAAGCCAUAAAGGUUGUAAGGCGUUUCUCUCUUCCAAAUAUCAGUAAACGUGAACUAGAAAAGCUUGCUGGUGUCUUCCGUUUCCCAAGGGUUUCAUGUGCUGCGGCUUCAGCAGACGAUGCAGACCUUGACCCUAGUGUUGCUGAACUUCCUCAACGGCCUUUGCUAGAUAACCUUGCAAGGGAGCUCCGCCAACGAUUGGGCCUUCGGCUAUUCAAUGUUGAUAUGAUUCGAGAGUAUGGGACAAAGGAUGUUUUUUAUGUCAUUGACAUCAACUACUUUCCAGGUUACGGCAAAAUGCCAGACUACGAGCACAUAUUUACAGAUUUCCUACUAAGCCUUGUGCAGAGCAAGCAUAAGAAAAGACUCACUACGUAACCAGUGCAAGUACCCACUGUAUAUGAUGUUUCGCGCAGACAGAUGUAGGCCUCCUCGGAAUUUGGGGAACAUUCUCAUCUUGCUUUGGCGUCUUUAAUCACCGAUUGGUACGAAAUGCUCCUUGCUCAAGUAACACUCGCCUGUACAGAAGGUUCUUGCUGUCCGAGGCCUAUAAAUACUUGUGAUAUUUUAUGUUGUUGCUGGGCUUAGAAGUAGCAAAUGUCCCUCCUGUACGUGUGAAGGAUUCAGCCCGGCGACACCGCCCCCUCUACCGGAACUGUCUGUGUUAUAAAGCAAGUUCAAUAACAGACGAAUAAGAGAAGCUGCGUUGUCAUCUCUCCUACUCUUCGUCCGAAAAUUUACUUUCCGAUUCGAGUCAAUUGAUUAGAUGUUUUCUCAUCUCAUUGCCCCUCUUCCGACUCCCACUUCUCUGUCAGUAGGUUUCUUACAUGAAUUUUGAUAGAAACUGCUGCUCGGUAUACAUUACUUGUACUUUACUGAUUGAUUUUUGAAGUGGAAAAGAAUUGGAAAUUUGAUUAACA
Molecule: messenger RNA, 2196 nt
Organism: Pyrus x bretschneideri (Chinese white pear)
Lineage: Eukaryota; Viridiplantae; Streptophyta; Magnoliopsida; Rosales; Rosaceae
Product: inositol-tetrakisphosphate 1-kinase 3
Exons: 10
Coding region: 785-1654 (289 amino acids)
Biological process (GO): inositol trisphosphate metabolic process
Cellular component (GO): cytoplasm
Molecular function (GO): magnesium ion binding; inositol-1,3,4-trisphosphate 6-kinase activity; inositol-3,4,5,6-tetrakisphosphate 1-kinase activity
Source: RefSeq, a predicted model, not a curated record